Molecule: messenger RNA, 1959 nt
Organism: Elephantulus edwardii (Cape elephant shrew)
Lineage: Eukaryota; Metazoa; Chordata; Mammalia; Macroscelidea; Macroscelididae
Product: spermatogenesis-associated protein 31D1-like
Exons: 1
Coding region: 1-1959 (652 amino acids)
Source: RefSeq, a predicted model, not a curated record
AUGAAAAAGAUUCUAAAAUUACACUUAAUUAAGAAAUUUUGGCAGAUCAAUGAAUGCAGGAUUCCUUUAAUUGUAUGUCAUUCAUGGCUUGCUGAUGACGGUACAUUACGUCUUUCUGGGAGUUCUCAUGAUAAUUUUGAACAUGGAAAUGAGGGACAAUCAGUGGGUAGAGAAUAUUGCCAGUCUCCCACUCUGGAUACCACAUCUCUUGAUCCUAUCACUCAACAAAUGCUAGAAGCCCAUAUUGUAAGAUUUCGAAUGAAUCAGAAAUGGGGCCUGCCUCUCAAGGUCCAUGAAUCCAUAAAAUUCUAUACACUAAGAGAAGCCAAAUCAUGGCCUCUUCCCCAAUUUGAAUUACCCUCUUCAACAUACCAGAUUUCUGCGAAGGCUCCCGAAGCCAUAAUUUCCCAAUCCUUUGAAGUAAUCUCUCAAGAUUUACCAGAAGACAAAUUGUUACCAAUAAAAUCAGUCUCCACAAAAGAUUGUCUUCUCUCUGCUGUCUCACCUGUAGAUAAGGAAGAGCAAAAGACCCUAAAACCUUUUGACAGUGAUCAGAUACUUCCACAUGGCUUUCAGACAACUGAGGAUGACAAGCAGGAUUUAUUUCCCCUCAAACAAAGUGUCACACACAGAAGGCUUCACAGUGAGCCCAUUACACUGAGUAGGCAGAACUCUGAGGUGAAUAUAAGUGAAGAUGACUCAAGACAUGAGUUGAAGGAUAAGCAUGUGAGUUUCAAGGGCGAAGUAGAAAUGUUUCAGGAGACUAUGACAGGAGAGGAGAAUUUAGAACAUGUUCCAGUGACAAACCUGUGCAGGGAGAUAGUAAAGGCUGAGGAGUUCUUUGGUCAUCAAUCAUCAUCUUGUGAUAUUUUGACAACCAGAGAGCUGGGAAAUGCACAAAUAACAAACAUGAAUAUGAGUAAAGUAGGAAAUGCUUUAAUUAAAGAAGUCUCAAUAUUGCCAAGAAUGUCAGUUUCCUGCCAUCCUGAGCUAUUACAACUUGAAAAGCAGCUGAUGAAUGAAUUAAAGUUGAAAUUUCAUGGCCAGAGUCAGGUUGAAAGCUGUUCCACUAACACCCCUUUUGCCUCAACUAGAUUUCCUUCCACUGCAUGCCCAAUUCAUGAUCAGAAAGUCCCCUGUGUGCUUAUGGCAUCUUUCCCAGACCUGCAUGUCCACAGAAGAGGCAAAAUUAUCCGCAUGGAAGAGAGGCAGAAACUCUCAAACUGUAAGCAUGUCUUAGAGGAAUGCCAGAUUAAAAACUUUACACCUACUGACAGAAAAGUGACCCAUCAGGGACCUAGGUUAGGACAGUAUAGAACAAAUAAUUUAGGAUUAGAGAUAUUAUCUAAAUCAAGAGGGAAAGACCACCUUGCCCAAACCAAGAAAUUGGAGACUAAGAAAUUAGACUCCCCCGUAGUCCUAUCACAGAAGGAAGAGAGUCCUGAAGAAAAUUUCUUCAGAAAAAAGGUAAAGCAACUUUUCCAGUGGAUUUAUUCCAAGCGGAAGUACAGUGUCUUCCAAAAAUCCAAUAUCCUGUUGACCCCUGCACAGUGCCAAGACCCACUGGACUCUGGGUCUGAUGAAGCUCAGGAGCUCAUGGCAGUCAUUGGGAAAAUGCUGGAGGAGAAACUAGGAUGCAGAGAAGGGUUUCAUCAUGAGACAGAAAUGCAAGUCCAUGUCGAGUCCACUGAUGGGCCUUUCUCCAAUAUCAGGGCUCUCUCCACUCCAGAACAGAGGGAAAGAUCCAGUACCAACGUUGGCAGCCAAAAAGCUGUACCUAAAGGCCACAGUUGCCAUUCAAGAGAAAGACAGAUCAGAAACAAGAACAGACAUCUUCAGCAAACAAAGGGUUUUCACAACCACCUAAUAUCUCAGAGUUACUGUUCCAUCCCAAACCCUAGGGAGUCUGUGUGCCAUGGAUACCACCUCCACAAUGCAUCAAGUAUGCCAAGUACCUGA